GCUGUUGACGUCUGCGGUCUUGACAAUACUGCAGAUCGACGCCGCUGCGGCGGACCCAAUCGUGCGAACGGCAGCGCUGCUGGCACUGGUGUGCACGUUGAUGUCUCUGCUAUACGGGUGUCUAUACACCGUCCGCUUCGGCUCCAUGAAGGCGAUGUACAAGGCUUCCGAAUGGGCCUUGGAAGCUCAGAGAACGACGACGAAUAGAUUUUGGAACGUCUGGGUCAUGUUGGCUAUGCCUGCCGUAUGGUUAUUAUGGUCAAUCAUCUCGUUCAUCGUGUCGAUCAUGGCCUUCGUAUGGCGUACCGGGGCGGGCGAUGAGCUCGAGCACGCGAACCCCUUCAAGACGCCCGGACAGGCGCUUGCGUCCCGCGUCAUCAUAUCGGCCUCUCUGUCGCUGGGAGCGGUGUACUUCGUGCUCGUCGUGCGUACGUUUACGCUCUACGGCGACCGGAUCGACCGUCGGUGGCGCGAGAACGUGCACGAGCAGAUGCGGCGAGAGCGCCAGCUCAAAGCGCGUGAGGCCGAAUGGAAAGGUCAUGCGGAAGGUGAUAGCUCACCUGUGGGAGAGAUGUAUGAAGAGAAGAAAGCCUCGCCAAGGGGGAGAUCGCCUGAGUUGCAGAUGUGUUAGUGAAGAUAGAUACAACGAUACUAUGUAACAGAAUUUUUUUUC
Schizophyllum commune H4-8 is the source of this 673-nucleotide messenger RNA. RefSeq lists its product as uncharacterized. Bases 101 to 631 code for a protein of 176 amino acids. The transcript is spliced from 4 exons. The record is from RefSeq and is a predicted model, not a curated record. Lineage: Eukaryota; Fungi; Basidiomycota; Agaricomycetes; Agaricales; Schizophyllaceae.